AAAUUUUACAACGCAAAAAAAGAAUUAAAGCUACGUACUUCUUUUGAGCCAAUACCAUAUUCCUAUCUCAAGAAUCAUAUCCUCCUCCAGUCUAAUGAUAAAAUUUUUACACUCUUUCUCACUAAUAAAGUUAUCUACUAAUUCUUGAAAUAGAAAAUGUUUAAUUGAGGAAAAAUCAAUGUUGAAAGAACCAUUAUAAUAUAUAAGAUUAAGCUAAGAAUGUUAAAACAAUUUACCAAAAACAAAAAAAUGAGUGAAGAAAAUUAUUGAACAAAAUUAUAAUCACUAAAACAAACAAUUAGAAAUAUGCAAAUAAAUAAGGGCUUGAUAUUGAAAGAAAUUCAACUUAUAUGUCACCAUCUCAACAAAAGUUAUAAUUAUUUGACUUAAAUGAAUUGGCAAUAUUUGUAUUAGGAAUUUUUAGUAUGGAAUCAGAACAAUAAGUAAGAAUUAAAAAAAUAAUUGGAUAAUGGAAAGAUUUUUGAAUAGCUUUCUUUAUGUAUAAGAAUUGAAUAAUUAUUCAAGACAGAUUCUUAAAGCCAAAUAUCGAUAGAUUAAAAAUGUUUUUUAAAUUAAUGA
Messenger RNA from Paramecium sonneborni, 579 nucleotides. The record is from the annotation of a GenBank genome assembly. Lineage: Eukaryota; Ciliophora; Oligohymenophorea; Peniculida; Parameciidae.